Molecule: messenger RNA, 432 nt
Organism: Lentinula edodes (shiitake mushroom)
Lineage: Eukaryota; Fungi; Basidiomycota; Agaricomycetes; Agaricales; Omphalotaceae
Product: snodprot1
Exons: 1
Coding region: 1-432 (143 amino acids)
Source: RefSeq, a predicted model, not a curated record
AUGAAAUUCUUCUCCCUCUUUGUCCCAGCUAUUGUCGCUGCCUUCGUUGCCGCUGACACCCUCCAGUACGACCCCAUCUACGACCAAGGAAGCGAGUCAUUGGAUGUCGUUGCCUGCUCCGAUGGUGCCAAUGGUCUUCUGACCAAAGGAUUUACCACAUUCAACUCACUCCCCACUUUCCCCAACAUUGGCGCUUUUGGUGCCGUGACUGGAUGGAAUUCCCCCGAAUGUGGCACAUGCUGGCAAAUCGUCUACACCAAUUCGAACGGGGCUCAAACUACAUUAAAUGCUAUUGCUGUUGAUCAUGCCGGUGCUGGCUUGAUUAACCUUUCUGAGGAGGCCAUGAAUACUUUAACGAAUGGAAAUGCGGUUCAGUUCGGUGCUGUACCGGUGACUGCCACACAAGUGGCUAGUUCUGUGUGUGGUUUGUGA